Messenger RNA from Penicillium cataractarum, 684 nucleotides. Its product is annotated as carbonic anhydrase. The record is from RefSeq and is a predicted model, not a curated record. Gene Ontology annotation, molecular function: carbonate dehydratase activity; zinc ion binding. The transcript is spliced from 2 exons. NCBI's taxonomy places the organism in Eukaryota, Fungi, Ascomycota, Eurotiomycetes, Eurotiales, Aspergillaceae. The coding region runs from base 1 to 684 and encodes 227 amino acids. Gene Ontology annotation, cellular component: cytoplasm. Gene Ontology annotation, biological process: carbon utilization; cellular response to carbon dioxide; cellular response to oxidative stress.
AUGAGUCAGCAAAUCCCCCAAUCCAUCGAAGCUAUAUUCGAGAACAACAAGAAAUGGGUAUCCACGAAAAAGGUUGAAGACCCGGCCUUCUUCGAGAAGCUCGCUGCGGGGCAGACACCGGAUUACCUAUAUAUCGGCUGCAGCGAUAGUCGUGUCCCCGCCAACGAGAUCAUGGGCCUCGAGGCCGGCGAGGUCUUCGUUCACCGCAACAUUGCCAACCUCGUGCCCAACAUCGACCUCAAUGUGAUGUCGGUAGUCAAUUAUGCAGUGCGACACCUAAACGUAAAGCAUAUCAUCGUUUGCGGCCACUACAAUUGCGGGGGCGUCAAAGCCGCCCUGACACCGACCGACCUGGGCUUGCUGAAUCCCUGGCUCCGAAACAUCCGGGACGUGUAUCGUCUGCACGAGAAGGAAUUGGAUAAGAUUGAAGACGAAGCCAAGCGAUACAACCGCCUGGUCGAACUCAAUGUCAUUGAGUCUUGCAGGAAUGUUAUCAAAACUGCUGCUGUCCAACAGAGUUAUCGUGAUAAUAAGUAUCCGAUCGUUCAUGGUUGGGUGUUUGAUCUACGGGAUGGUCUUCUCAGGGAUCUUCACAUUGAUUUUGAGAAUAUGCUAGAGGAUGUGAUGAAGAUCUACCACUUGUCUCCGGGUUCUGGUCACUCGGAGACUUCUGGUGGUGCUUGA